Molecule: messenger RNA, 844 nt
Organism: Amphimedon queenslandica
Lineage: Eukaryota; Metazoa; Porifera; Demospongiae; Haplosclerida; Niphatidae
Exons: 5
Coding region: 78-800 (240 amino acids)
Source: RefSeq, a predicted model, not a curated record
AUGAUACUAUCCCUGAGGGGGAGGAGUCUGUCACUAUUGGGUGGAGCCUGUCAUCGUCCACACCCAGUGUGAUACUAAUGGACCCCAUCACAUCAACCAUCACCAUAACUUCUCAGUUACUAGUAUCAGUGUUAAAUGAUUCUAUGAUAUCAGUGGCUGAAGGAGCAGCUGUUAAGAUAUGUUUGAUGUUGAAUGGAGUGGGCGGAGUCAUUGGUGUUAAUGUUAGCUAUUCUAUUUGUGGAAACACUAGUGAUUAUUCUGGUCUAGCACCAUCAGGAAAUAUUGGUUUCACCACUGAUGUAUCUUGUAUCACAUUAACUAUUACAAAUGAUAGUAUCAUUGGGAAUAAUAGAUCAAUAAAUAUUCAAUUUGGAUCAGUAACUGGAGCUACGCUGUCUCCUAAUAAUAAUACAAUAGAGAUCAAUAUAAUGGAUAAUACUGAUGUAUCAGUGUCAAUCAAUUCUUCAGUAACAGUAUAUGACAAUUCCUCAUCAGUUGAAUUAUGUGCAACAUUAAGUAAUGAUAAUAUAACCUUUGAUGGAGAUAGUCCGACACUUUCAGCCACUACUGAAGGAAAUGCUACCUCAGAUGUGGAUUAUAGCCUUGUUUCAAUGGAUGUCAUUCCAAAUGUUCCUGGUUGUGGAUCAGUAUCAAUAUUGAAUAAUGGCACUGUUAGGGGGGAUAGACUACUGACUAUCAACUGGACACUAAUGUCUUUACCUCAAAUCAGUGGUGACAGGAUCAGUCUUGAUACUGAAUUAACUGAUAUUAAUAUCAUUGAUACUGAUUGUAAGUGUUAACGUGUUGGUAACACCAUACAUUCACCUGUAACUUUAAUUGUCAC